AGGUGGCCCUGUGACUAGGAGCAGCCACCAUGCAUCCCAGUUGCCCCAGCAGGAGAAUGAGAUGAAUAAGACUUGCCUGCCCGAGGGUCUCGGGGAGAGGAACUUAAACAACCCGGCAGAGGAGAGAACCCGACACCCAGGAGCGCUGGCAUCCCAGCCUUGCCUACUGGAGAGGUGACUUGGUCCCCGAACCUCAGUUCUUCCACCUGUGAAAUGCAGAUCAUAAAGGUGGAUGCUGGCCUCACAGCUCUGGGCCCGUAGGACAAGCUGGACAGAGGGCAGACGGUAUUAUCGCUUUCACUACUAUUACUGGUGGCUUUCCUUCCCAGCCUUUCUGGUGGGUGGUCAGACACAGGGCAGAACUUUCUCAUGAAGGCAGCUGAAGGAACUCACAAGUUUCUUCCAGCGGGGAGGACAGAGGGAAGGAGAAGUGUCUUCCAGGCACUGCUGUGGGCCCAGGACAUCUGCUGCAUGGAGGCAGGGGCAUGGAUGAAAAGACACAGAUGACCUGAUGGAAUGGUGCCCCAGCUUCCUCCUCCUCCCCUUUUUGGAGGUGCCUCUGUUUGCCGAGGAUGGGCCCUGGGGAAGCUGGUGUGCAGAGGCUAGGUGCCCAGCCUUGCUUUAGGAAAGCCUCACAAAGUCUAGGGCCCACCAGGGGUUUCCCAGGGGGGCUCUGCUGCUCCACCCACUCUCGCUCCCCUCUGUGCCCUGACUCAGCGGGAACAGAGGCUUGAGCUCCAGGCCUGGCCUGCCAGGGGCUGCCAAGUUGGUGCUGGACAUCUGCAGAAUCCCUGAGCCUCUCUGCCCUGGCCCUGGCUGCUCUAGCCAUCUGGUCAGCAGGCCACGGGCACAUCUGUCUCCUCCCUGGAGCCCUUGGUUCAUUCUCGCUGGGUCUCCCUGCGUCCCUCCACCUGCUUAGGCCCCUGCAUCUCAGGAGCUUUCUGAGGCUCGUGACCUGGGGCACGGUCGUCCCGGAAGUUCAGCCUUUCCCUCCGUACAACGGAGCCAUCAGACGGGACACCUCAUACAUCCCAGACCCCAUUCUCAGGAGCCCCAGGGACAGGGCCCGCUCUGGAGGCAGAAGUCGGACAGGCGGGGCUGGGGCUUUGCCACCGCCAGCCUCCCCGGUAACCUCAGGCCAGCGGCUGCUCCGUCUGGACACCCGACAUGUGGCCCCCAGUUCUGGACCCGGGAAGAAGGCCUCCCUGCUCGCCGCUCCUGGGCCGCCGCCGCCGGCAGCAGCCAACAGGCAGCUGGGCCGGCCUGGCCGGGCUCCAGAGGCGCAGAGCGGGUUAAAGUGUGCGCCAGGCCGGCCGGCGCGGGCGGGGGAGCGGCCUGGUGGGAAGUGUGAGUGUUCCUCCCCGUCUGCCUGACAGCUAUAAAGGCGGCCGCCGGCGCAGAGCCGCCACUGGGCUGCGCCCCUCCCGGGAACCCCCUCUCUUGGAUGCUCUUUGAAGUGGGAGAGGGAGGCGGCGCGGGGGAGGAGGGGAAGGGGAGAGGGAGGCCGGGCCGCAGCCUCUGCACUCACGCCGCCCCCGCACGCACAGCGCACCUGGCGCCGUCUGCCCUCCGCAGCGCUCGCCCCUUUCUCUGGGAGGACAACCUGCUGACCCGAAGCCAGGAUGGAUGGCAGAUGGCAAUGUUCCUGCUGGGCCUGGUUCCUGCUGGUUCUGGCAGUUGUGGCUGGGGACACAGUGUCAACCGGGUCCACGGACAACAGCCCAACAUCCAAUAGCCUGGAGGGGGGCACCGACGCCACGGCCUUCUGGUGGGGGGAGUGGACCAAGUGGACGGCGUGUUCCCGCAGUUGCGGGGGUGGGGUGACAUCCCAGGAGCGGCACUGCCUGCAGCAGAGGAGGAAGUCCGUCCCGGGCCCCGGGAACAGGACCUGCACGGGCACGUCCAAGCGGUACCAGCUCUGCAGAGUGCAGGAGUGUCCGCCGGACGGGAGGAGCUUCCGCGAGGAGCAGUGCGUCUCCUUCAACUCCCACGUGUACAACGGGCGGACGCACCAGUGGAAGCCUCUGUACCCGGAUGACUAUGUCCACAUCUCCAGCAAACCGUGUGACCUGCACUGCACCACCGUGGACGGCCAGCGGCAGCUCAUGGUCCCCGCCCGCGACGGCACAUCCUGCAAGCUCACUGACCUGCGAGGGGUUUGCGUGUCUGGAAAAUGUGAGCCCAUCGGCUGUGACGGGGUGCUUUUCUCCACCCACACACUGGACAAGUGUGGCGUCUGCCAGGGGGACGGUAGCAGCUGCACCCACGUGACGGGCAACUAUCGCAAGGGGAAUGCCCACCUUGGUUACUCUCUGGUGACCCACAUCCCGGCUGGUGCCCGAGACAUCCAGAUUGUAGAGAGGAAGAAGUCUGCUGACGUGCUAGCUCUUGCAGACGAAGCUGGCUACUACUUCUUCAACGGCAACUACAAGGUGGACAGCCCCAAGAACUUCAACAUCGCAGGCACGGUGGUCAAGUACCGGCGGCCCAUGGAUGUCUAUGAGACCGGAAUCGAGUACAUCGUGGCACAGGGGCCCACCAACCAGGGCCUGAAUGUCAUGGUGUGGAACCAGAACGGCAAAAGCCCCUCCAUCACCUUCGAGUACACGCUGCUGCAGCCGCCACACGAGAGCCGCCCCCAGCCCAUCUACUAUGGCUUCUCCGAGCCCGCCUCCGAGAGCGCUGAGAGCCAGGGCCUGGACGGGGCCGGGCUGAUGGGCUUCGUCCCGCACAACGGCUCCCUCUACGGCCAGGCCUCCUCAGAGCGGCUGGGCCUGGACAACCGGCUGUUCGGCCACCCGGGCCUGGACAUGGAGCUGGGCCAGAGCCAGGGCCAGGAGACCAACGAGGUGUGCGAGCAGGCCGGCGGCGGGGCCUGCGAGGGGCCCCCCAGGGGCAAGGGCUUCCGAGACCACAACGUCACGGGGACUCCUCUCACCGGGGACAAGGAUGACGAAGAGGUUGACACCCACUUCGCCUCCCAGGAGUUCUUCUCGGCUAACGCCAUCUCUGACCAGCUGCUGGGUGCAGGCUCUGACUUGAAGGACUUCACCCUCAAUGAGACUGUGAACAGCAUCUUUGCACAGGGCGCCCCAAGGAGCUCCCUGGCCGAGAGCUUCUUCGUGGAUUAUGAGGAGAACGAGGGGGCUGGCCCUUACCUGCUCAACGGGUCCUACCUGGAGCUGAGCAGCGACAGGGUUGCCAACAGCUCCUCCGAGGCCCCAUUCCCCAACGUUAGCACCAGCCUGCCCACCUCGGCCGGGAACAGGACUCACAAGGCCAGGACCAGGCCCAAGGCGCGCAAGCAAGGCGUGAGUCCCGCGGACAUGUACCGGUGGAAGCUCUCGUCCCACGAGCCCUGCAGUGCCACCUGCACCACAGGGGUCAUGUCUGCGUACGCCAUGUGUGUCCGCUAUGAUGGCGUCGAGGUGGAUGACAGCUACUGUGACGCCCUGACCCGUCCCGAGCCUGUCCACGAGUUCUGCGCUGGGAGGGAGUGCCAGCCCAGGUGGGAGACGAGCAGCUGGAGCGAGUGUUCGCGCACCUGCGGAGAGGGCUACCAGUUCCGCGUCGUGCGCUGCUGGAAGAUGCUCUCGCCCGGCUUCGACAGCUCGGUGUACAGCGACCUGUGCGAGGCAGCCGAGGCCGUGCGGCCCGAGGAACGCAAGACCUGCCGGAACCCCGCCUGCGGGCCCCAGUGGGAGAUGUCGGAGUGGUCCGAGUGCACUGCCAAGUGUGGGGAGCGCAGUGUGGUGACCAGGGACAUCCGCUGCUCGGAGGAUGAGAAGCUGUGUGACCCCAACACCAGGCCUGUAGGGGAGAAGAACUGCACGGGCCCGCCCUGUGACCGGCAGUGGACCGUCUCCGACUGGGGACCGUGCAGUGGAAGCUGCGGGCAAGGCCGCACCAUCAGGCACGUGUACUGCAAGACCAGCGACGGACGGGUGGUACCUGAGUCCCAGUGCCAGAUGGAGACCAAGCCUCUGGCCAUCCACCCCUGUGGGGACAAAAACUGUCCCGCCCACUGGCUGGCCCAGGACUGGGAGCGGUGCAACACCACCUGCGGGCGCGGGGUCAAGAAGCGGCUGGUGCUCUGCAUGGAGCUGGCCAACGGGAAGCCGCAGACGCGCAGUGGCCCCGAGUGCGGGCUCGCCAAGAAGCCUCCCGAGGAGAGCACGUGUUUCGAGAGGCCCUGCUUCAAGUGGUACACCAGCCCCUGGUCAGAGUGCACCAAGACCUGCGGGGUGGGCGUGAGGAUGCGAGACGUCAAGUGCUACCAGGGGACCGACAUCGUCCGUGGUUGCGAUCCGUUGGUGAAGCCCGUUGGCAGACAGGCCUGUGAUCUGCAGCCCUGCCCCACGGAGCCCCCAGAUGACAGCUGCCAGGACCAGCCAGGCACCAACUGUGCCCUGGCCAUCAAAGUGAACCUCUGCGGGCACUGGUACUACAGCAAGGCGUGCUGCCGCUCCUGCAGGCCCCCCCACUCCUAGGCCCGGCAGCUGCAGCCCCUUCCAGAUGAAGACCAAGCGCCCCUCCUGGGGCUGCUGCAGCUUCUGGGGCCUCCACAGACCCCCCUCCUGCAGGGCACGCUGGCCUAAGAGACGUGGCACUGAGCCUCGGCUGUCGAGAGGGGACUUCCCACGGCCCAUGGACCUUAGUGCUCCUGGGGCAGAGCCUCCGGCACCCAGUGGCCUCCCCCAGACAGAGCCACCCCUGCCGUGGGAACCUGUCCGUGUUCCUGCGUGGAUCCUGUGUUUGUGGCUCCCGCUUCCCAGCCCCCAGCAGCCCCCAGCCGAGGGGCCCAGGGCCCACAGCCAGCGGUGGAGGUGUCUUGCUCCGGGCCCGUAGCCCACACCCUCUCUGGGUGGCAGGGCCUUCUGAAGGAAACUUGCAGGCGAGCCCAACGUGGUGGGGGGCCUUCCUCCCUCGGAGGCCAUGGGGUGAGAGGGGCUCAGGCAGCCAAGGAGGCCCAGGCGUGCUCCCUCUUAUGGAGCCCCUCCCAUGGAGCUCUCUUCCCGCCGCACUUUCUACCCCGGGCAGAGGCGCUUGCCCACGGGACGUUUGGGGAUGGACCUCGGCCCCCGCCCCUGCAGUCAGCGUCAGUGCUCAUCUACGUUAAUAAAGUGGUCCUAUUUAUGGCGGCA
Molecule: messenger RNA, 5144 nt
Organism: Pan troglodytes (chimpanzee)
Lineage: Eukaryota; Metazoa; Chordata; Mammalia; Primates; Hominidae
Gene: ADAMTSL2
Product: ADAMTS like 2
Exons: 19
Coding region: 1623-4490 (955 amino acids)
Biological process (GO): extracellular matrix organization
Cellular component (GO): extracellular matrix
Source: RefSeq, a predicted model, not a curated record